Penicillium verrucosum is the source of this 345-nucleotide messenger RNA. RefSeq lists its product as uncharacterized. The transcript has a single exon. NCBI's taxonomy places the organism in Eukaryota, Fungi, Ascomycota, Eurotiomycetes, Eurotiales, Aspergillaceae. Bases 1 to 345 code for a protein of 114 amino acids. The record is from RefSeq and is a predicted model, not a curated record.
AUGGUUUAUUGGUAUGUAUGCUUGCUUCCUAUGCUUGCUAUGCCUGCUAUGCCUGCUAUGCCUGCUAUGCCUGCUAUGCCUGCUAUGCCUGCUAUAUUUGCUAUGCUUGCUAUGCCUACUAUGUUUGCUAUGCUUACUAUACUUACUAUGCCUACUAUGUUUGCUAUGCCUGCUAUGCCUGCUAUGCCUGCUAUGCCUGCUAUGCCUGCUAUGCCUGCUAUGCCUGCUAUGCCUGCUAUGCUUGCUAUGCUUGCUAUGCCUGCUAUGCCUGCUAUGCCUGCUAUGUUUGCUAUAUUUGCUAUGCUUGCUAUGCUAUUACUUCCUAUACUAAUAACUACUGUAUAG